Homo sapiens (human) is the source of this 8610-nucleotide messenger RNA. RefSeq names its product diaphanous related formin 3 (gene DIAPH3). The transcript has 28 exons. Gene Ontology annotation, molecular function: small GTPase binding; protein homodimerization activity; actin binding. Gene Ontology annotation, cellular component: nucleus; spindle pole; ribbon synapse. Lineage: Eukaryota; Metazoa; Chordata; Mammalia; Primates; Hominidae. The record is from RefSeq and is a predicted model, not a curated record. Gene Ontology annotation, biological process: cytoskeleton organization; actin cytoskeleton organization; actin filament polymerization. Bases 163 to 3594 code for a protein of 1143 amino acids.
AGAUGUGUUGGCUGCGGCCCCGACUUCAGCGGUUGGGCUAGGCUGUGCUGACUGUUUGGGUGGCGGACCCCGGGAGUAAAACCUGUUGUCGAUCCCUCAGCUUCCAGCUUGCGGCUUGCUGAGUGGCCACCUUCUUUCCGGUCCCCGGAGCUGCGGGGAAAGAUGGAACGGCACCAGCCGCGGCUGCACCACCCGGCCCAAGGCUCAGCCGCUGGGACUCCCUACCCUUCCUCAGCCUCUCUCCGCGGCUGCCGGGAAAGCAAGAUGCCGCGCAGGAAGGGCCCCCAACACCCUCCGCCGCCCAGUGGCCCCGAGGAGCCUGGGGAGAAGCGCCCCAAGUUUCAUUUAAAUAUUAGGACACUGACGGAUGAUAUGCUGGACAAAUUUGCCAGCAUAAGAAUUCCAGGGAGCAAGAAAGAGAGACCUCCACUUCCCAACCUGAAGACUGCAUUUGCAAGCAGUGAUUGCUCAGCAGCACCUUUAGAGAUGAUGGAGAACUUUCCAAAGCCACUGUCAGAGAAUGAACUCUUAGAACUUUUUGAAAAAAUGAUGGAAGAUAUGAAUUUAAAUGAAGAUAAAAAGGCACCAUUGCGGGAAAAGGACUUCAGUAUCAAAAAAGAAAUGGUGAUGCAGUACAUUAAUACUGCUUCUAAGACAGGAAGUCUUAAGAGAAGCCGACAGAUCUCACCUCAGGAAUUCAUUCAUGAGCUGAAAAUGGGGUCUGCAGAUGAGAGACUUGUCACAUGCCUGGAGUCUCUCCGAGUGUCUUUGACCAGCAAUCCUGUGAGUUGGGUGGAAAGCUUUGGACAUGAAGGGCUUGGAUUAUUAUUAGACAUUUUGGAAAAACUGAUUAGUGGAAAAAUCCAAGAAAAAGUUGUAAAGAAAAAUCAACAUAAAGUCAUACAGUGUCUAAAAGCCCUGAUGAAUACGCAGUAUGGCUUGGAAAGAAUUAUGAGUGAGGAGAGGAGCCUUUCCUUAUUGGCCAAAGCCGUGGAUCCCAGACACCCCAAUAUGAUGACAGAUGUGGUUAAACUUCUCUCUGCGGUAUGCAUUGUAGGGGAAGAAAGCAUCCUUGAAGAAGUUUUAGAAGCUUUAACUUCAGCUGGUGAAGAAAAAAAAAUUGACAGAUUUUUUUGUAUUGUGGAAGGCCUCCGGCACAAUUCAGUUCAACUGCAAGUAGCUUGUAUGCAGCUCAUCAAUGCCCUGGUUACAUCUCCUGAUGAUUUGGAUUUCAGGCUUCACAUCAGAAAUGAAUUUAUGCGUUGUGGAUUGAAAGAGAUAUUGCCAAAUUUAAAAUGCAUUAAGAAUGAUGGCCUGGAUAUCCAACUUAAAGUCUUUGAUGAGCAUAAAGAAGAAGAUUUGUUUGAGUUAUCCCAUCGCCUUGAAGAUAUUAGAGCUGAACUUGAUGAAGCAUAUGAUGUUUACAACAUGGUGUGGAGCACAGUUAAAGAAACUAGAGCAGAGGGAUAUUUUAUUUCUAUUCUUCAGCAUCUUUUGCUGAUUCGAAAUGAUUAUUUUAUAAGGCAACAAUACUUCAAAUUAAUUGAUGAGUGUGUAUCCCAGAUUGUAUUGCAUAGAGAUGGAAUGGAUCCAGACUUCACAUAUCGAAAAAGACUAGAUUUAGAUUUAACCCAGUUUGUAGACAUUUGCAUAGAUCAAGCAAAACUAGAAGAGUUUGAAGAGAAAGCAUCAGAACUUUACAAGAAAUUUGAAAAAGAGUUUACCGACCACCAAGAAACUCAGGCUGAAUUGCAGAAAAAAGAGGCAAAGAUUAAUGAGCUUCAAGCAGAGCUACAAGCUUUUAAGUCUCAGUUUGGUGCCUUGCCAGCUGAUUGUAAUAUUCCUUUGCCUCCCUCUAAAGAAGGUGGAACUGGCCACUCAGCACUUCCUCCUCCGCCUCCACUGCCUUCUGGUGGAGGGGUGCCGCCUCCACCUCCUCCCCCACCACCUCCUCCACUUCCAGGAAUGCGGAUGCCAUUCAGUGGUCCUGUGCCUCCACCACCUCCCCUGGGAUUCCUUGGAGGACAAAAUUCUCCUCCUCUACCAAUCCUGCCAUUUGGGUUGAAACCAAAGAAAGAAUUUAAACCUGAAAUCAGCAUGAGAAGAUUGAAUUGGUUAAAGAUCAGACCUCAUGAAAUGACUGAAAACUGUUUCUGGAUAAAAGUAAAUGAAAAUAAGUAUGAAAACGUGGAUUUGCUUUGUAAACUUGAGAAUACAUUUUGUUGCCAACAAAAAGAGAGAAGAGAAGAGGAAGAUAUUGAAGAGAAGAAAUCGAUUAAGAAAAAAAUUAAAGAACUUAAGUUUUUAGAUUCUAAAAUUGCCCAGAACCUUUCAAUCUUCCUGAGCUCUUUUCGGGUGCCAUAUGAGGAAAUCAGAAUGAUGAUAUUGGAAGUAGAUGAAACACGGUUGGCAGAGUCUAUGAUUCAGAACUUAAUAAAGCAUCUUCCUGAUCAAGAGCAAUUAAAUUCAUUGUCUCAGUUCAAGAGUGAAUAUAGCAACUUAUGUGAACCUGAGCAGUUUGUGGUUGUGAUGAGCAAUGUGAAGAGACUACGGCCACGGCUCAGUGCUAUUCUCUUUAAGCUUCAGUUUGAAGAGCAGGUGAACAACAUCAAACCUGACAUCAUGGCUGUCAGUACUGCCUGCGAAGAGAUAAAGAAGAGCAAAAGCUUUAGCAAGUUGCUGGAACUUGUAUUGCUAAUGGGAAACUACAUGAAUGCUGGCUCCCGGAAUGCUCAAACCUUCGGAUUUAACCUUAGCUCUCUCUGUAAACUAAAGGACACAAAAUCAGCAGAUCAGAAAACAACGCUACUUCAUUUCCUGGUAGAAAUAUGUGAAGAGAAGUACCCUGAUAUACUGAAUUUUGUGGAUGAUUUGGAACCUUUAGACAAAGCUAGUAAAGUCUCUGUAGAAACGCUGGAAAAGAAUUUGAGGCAGAUGGGAAGGCAGCUUCAACAGCUUGAGAAGGAAUUGGAAACCUUUCCCCCUCCUGAGGACUUGCAUGACAAGUUUGUGACAAAGAUGUCCAGAUUUGUUAUCAGUGCAAAAGAACAAUAUGAGACACUUUCGAAGUUACACGAAAACAUGGAAAAGUUAUACCAGAGUAUAAUAGGAUACUAUGCCAUUGAUGUGAAGAAGGUGUCUGUGGAAGACUUUCUUACUGACCUGAAUAACUUCAGAACCACAUUCAUGCAAGCAAUAAAGGAGAAUAUCAAAAAAAGAGAAGCAGAGGAAAAAGAAAAACGUGUCAGAAUAGCUAAAGAAUUAGCAGAGCGAGAAAGACUCGAACGCCAACAAAAGAAAAAGCGUUUAUUAGAAAUGAAGACUGAGGGUGAUGAGACAGGAGUGAUGGAUAAUCUGCUGGAGGCCUUGCAGUCCGGGGCUGCCUUCCGCGACAGAAGAAAAAGGACACCGAUGCCAAAAGAUGUUCGGCAGAGUCUCAGUCCAAUGUCUCAGAGGCCUGUUCUGAAAGUUUGUAACCAUGAAGAAAAGCAAUGUCCAUUCAGACGUGAGGAAUUUGAACAAGAAGGAGAUACACCAUAUACAAAUAGAAACCGAGAUUUGCAACUCAGAAAUGUAUUUAGCACAGAGGAGUAAAGUUUGAAGCCGAAGCCUGUGUUUAAGCCAUGGAGACAGAUGACCUCAAGCUCUCUCCCUCAGGGAAGUGUUCACAUUUAAGGUUGACCAAGGGAGAGUGUGUGUGCGGUUGGAGCAGCAAGGGUGGGUGUCACCAGGGUAAGAGAAGUGAAUGAGCUGCAUACUCAAGUUUGGAAGAAAAAUAAUAGCUCUUUCCACCUAAUUUAAAGAUUAGAAAAUCCAUGUAAGCCUAUCAUUCUAAUUUAGCUCCAACAGUCCAUAGGAGGUCACUGCAUGGACUUUCCCCAGUGGGCUCUGAUUCCAAACUGUUCAAAGUCCUGUAAGGAAGCCCUGGAGAAAAUCCAGCUAUAAAUUAAGAUGGAGUGAAUUACUGAAAUCACUUUCUGAUAAAACCUGGAUUUAAGAUCAUUCUGUGCCCCAAAGUGUUUCUGAAAAGGGUGGGACACAGGGAAAUAAAUUAGUAAGUCAGAUUGGAUGAGAUAACUCUUCUCAAAACCCUCCAGUGAAGUAAGAGACCAAGGGCCAAACCAUCUGUCCCCAUCAUCUCUCUGACCUCAUUUCUGCUACUCCAGCCCUGGCUCACUCCCCUUCAGCUGUCCCAGCCAUCUUGCUAUUCCCAGAACACAUCAGUCUUUGUACUUGCUGCUUCUGUCUGGAACAUCUUCAAAAUAUAUGUAUACUCACUCCAUCUAUUCCUACAGAUCUCUGCUCCAUUAUCCCUUUGUGAGAGAGGCCUACUCCAACCAUUCUUUGUAAAGUAGCAACCACAACCCUCAGCAUGUUGACACUGCCUUUUUCUCCAAUGUACUGACCACCCUAUAACAUAUGUGUUUACCUGUGUGUCUCUUGUGAGCUGCCUCCUGCCUUACUCCUAGAAUAUAAGCUCCAUGAGAGCCAGGGACCUUUUCAACUUUGUUGUCUACUAUUCCUAGAACAGAGCUUGACCCAUAUUAGAAGUUCAGUAUCUGUUGAAUUAAUAAUUGGGUAUUAAAGAUUAUCCUUUGCAAUCACUAAUAUUUUACUCUUAGCAUGUUUUAAUACCAAAAAGGAGAGAGGACAUAAUUUUAAAUUUGUAUAAAUUUAACUUCCCGAAUCAUUAUUUUUCUCAUUUUGCUUCAGUGAACACAUGUAAGCUGCAGUUGGGGACCACUGCACCAUGCCAUCCUAAUUCUUUUAGGUCUGUUAAUCCUUGCCAUCCAGUAUUUGUGUUACUCAUAGGAAAUAGAUUACUUCAAGCUGAUUUAAGGAAAUAAGAAUAUUGCUUACUUCCUAUUUUUUAAGGAAGCAGGAAUAUGGCUUAUUGUGCUAUUCCUUUUGGUAAUACUUUUUCAUGCACUAAUUUAGCAACUUUUUUGCACAUUUGUUCUAAUAUUUAUGCAAGAGAGAUUUUAAAAAGAUAGAUGAAAGGGAUUUUUGCUUAGUUAAGUAUUGUUAAAUAGGAUUUUUAUAUUCAGGUUGCUUCAGCAACUGUUGUGUUUGGUAGCUCUGAUUUUCAAAUGUAGCAGGUUGUCAUGGAAGGUCUGUUGUUACUUCAUUUAUUUUUUUUCUUUUAUUAGUUGUUUGAGGCAGUAAAAUAGGCUUGUGUUACCUCACUAAAAAGACAUCAUUUUAAGUUAUUUUAAGUCCUUGAGAAGAUCAGUUUACCACAAGGAAAAGACUUAAAAUCUCAUAUUAAGCUCAGAGUGAAAUUGUAAUCAGGCAAGCAAUUAUUUAAUUUUCUUCAUGGUGUACUUCAUAAAUGUCAACAUGACUUGUUGAGGGAAAAAUGACAAAAGCAUGAAAUGUAUUGGUAAGUAUGAGGAGAGAGAAGACAGAUCAUUGAAAGGAUGCUGUCCAUAUUUUAGUGGUUGAACAAUAAGCAUUCUUUAGUUUAUGCACAUUUGGGCAUAUGCAUUUUAUUGGACUUUCUUGUUUUCUUUUUACCAAUACAUAACUUUCUUUGACUACCAUAAUUUAAGAUAAUGUAAAAAAAAUGCCAGGAGUGUUAUUUACUUCUGAACAAAAUUGAAUGUAAAAGCAACUAUUAUUUUCAAACAUGAUUAACAUCUUAAAAUGAAAGCAUAAUUAUUCACUGUAUCUAACCCUUUUCUGGGAAAUACAAGACAUUGGCACAAUAAUCAAGUAGCUGAUAAUUAGUUGAAUGAUUUAAAGUUGUUUUUAAACAUCCUGAACAUUUAUCCUUUCCUUUUAUCAAUAGGUAAUCUUUUUCUCAUAGCUUGUGUGGAAGUGAAAACCCAACCUCCCAUCCUCAGAUUCCAGGCUGUUCCAAUGGUGGGCCUCACAGGGAAGAAUGAUUCUUAGAUCUGUCACAUAUCUCUAAUAAUAACUCUGUCAGAGCUAAAGAGGCAGUGCAGUUUCCUGGUAGCUGCGAUGACUUAAUGACCAUCCACAUAGAGUGUAUUUAUUUGUAGUGAUAUUUAAAUAAAUUACAUGAAAUAAUCACAGAUAUUGGUAUAUGAGUUGAAUCCCCUCUUCUUUUUUUUUUUUUUUUUUUUUUUUUUUUUUUUUUGAGACAGUGUCUCGCUCUGUCGCCCAGGCUGGAGUGCAGUGGCGCAAUCUCGGCUCACUGCAAGCUCCGCCUCCCGAGUUCACGCCAUUCCCUUGCCUCAGCCUCCUGAGCAGCUGGCACUACAGGCGCCUGCCACCACGCCCGGCUAAUUUUUUUGUAUUUUUAGUAGAGACGGGGUUUCACCGUGUUAGCGAGGAUGGUCUCGAUCUCCUGAUCUCGUGAUCCGCCCGCCUCGGCCUCCCAAAGUGCUGGGAUUACAGGAGUGAGCCACCGCGCCCGGCCCUGAAUCCCCUCUUCUAAAAACCUUUCUGCUGUCUUACCUAUCCUAUUGUCAGCAUGUGGAGUAGUUUGAGGAGGUAUUAUUCCUAAUAUUUCAGGCUGGAAUUUCUGAAUUUUUACAACUAUCAUUAGGUUAUAAAGCCCUCAACAUACCAUGUGUUAGUCAAGUUCCUACUCAAGUUAAAUGAUUCAGAGGUUUAGAAUAGGAUAAUCCAAAUCUCUUGGGAAUAUGAUUCCCUAAUUCAUUUGAAAUACAAUUAAAAGUUUAUUUUGCAACUAACUAGGAUAGAAUUACAAGUUUACUUUUACUUUCUUUCUGCAAGCAGAAGCAAAUACAUGUCAAUUAAUAAAAUGAGAAGAUGUUUUUGGUUUAUUAAUGAUUUACAUAAAAUCGGGAACCUACUUAACACAUACAAAUAAGAAAAACACCAUAGAAAAUUCAAUUUAGCAUUACAGAAAUUACUGCAAACCAACUCUUUGUCUGUACUAGUAUAUAAAAAUACUUUUAAAAGUGCAUCAAUUUUCACAGCCAUUUAGUAGAUUAGAAAGCAAUUGUAAACAGCAUAAAACCCACAUUAAUGCCUGUCAACAUCCUGCCUUUUGCUCAGUUAUGGAUUUGUUUGAAAUAACAGUGAGAUCUAAAGUGAUUGCAUCAACAUCACAGACUGUAUAAAUAUGAAUGAACCCACCGUAAUGGGAUGCAUAGCACUAUAUAGCAGGCAUUUGUCCUCCCUGUCAUGGUAACAGGUUUGUGAUGUAAGAGAACAUGGCAUUGUCUCCAAGAAAUAACUCCACAUGUUCUUAUACUGUAAUCAUAGCAACUGAUGGGUUUUUAGAUUGCUCUAAAUUUUAUAUUCUAAUAUUGUACUAUUAAAAUCCAUCUGUUGUUUAAUGUUCAAAAAUCAAUCCAGAUAAUAUGAAAUCCAUUGAGCUAUUUCUAAAAAGUGAUUGUUAAUUUCAGUAACAUGCCAUUUUGAUUUUUAGUGGAUUAUCUUGAUGGAUCUCUGCCUAAAAGCAUAAGAUCAACGGAACCAUGUCAUCUGAAUAGAAGCUAGUGAAUGGGAUUGGGUGCAGUAAAAUGGAAAUCCUUUUUAAUGAAAGAUAAGAGCUGCAUCCUUACCUCUCAACCUUUCAAUCCUUUCAUUUGAGGAUUUAGUAAGUUGUUGUUUUCCUUUGUUUGGAAUAUAACGGUGUAUGUUAACUUAGUUCUAGUUCUACUGUUUUAUUUUUAAAGAUGACCACAUUAAGAGGUUUUGGUGGUAGAACAAAUAAUUUUUUAAAGACCUCUUUUAUAUUAUUAAAUUAGAAGAAAGGGUACCAGUGCAUAUCUUUUUAAUUGGUUGACUCAGCUUAAAUUGUCAUUCUUAUUUAGAUAAGGGUCAUUUUAUUCUAGUACUUAAUUUUUUUGUUGGAAUACUCUUAUGCUGGUAAAAGUUUUAGUACUAACUUCUUAAGUACAUGUUUUAGUCUUCAGAAAGGGUAAAGUGUACAUUUCAGUAUUAAAACCAUUAAUCCAGCUUGGUUGUAUAUUGACAUUUCACUUUUUAGCAGAUCAUUUACCUGACUGGAGAUCUCUCUUCUUUGUUAAGAAUGUUGCUUUUACAGUUUUCUGAUACUUAGGAGAGGAGACCAUGGCCAUUUAAUAGAACUAAUAUUUGUCUAGUGACUUUUCUACUGUGCUUUGUGCAUUGUAUUAUCUCAUUUAAUGCAUUCUACCUUUUAUUUCUGUUUGAAGGGAGGAACCAUCUGGAUUGUAACAGCAAGUUCUUUUCAAGCACAAAAGUUCCAGGAGAGAGAGAAUAUAGAUUUAGUAUUAUUCCUCCUGGCAUUCCUCAUUCUAACUUUUGCCAUCACCUGAGUUCCAGCAUUGGGGAAGACAAAAGCACCAGGGUGCACAUCUUUAAAGACAUUUAUGCUGCUUGCCUUCAAGUAAAUAUCAGCUACAACCAGGAAUAUUAGACUGUCUCCCUUUUCCCUGUAAAGUGGGCCUUUAAUGGGAUGGCCACACUUUAUUGAUGGGAAUCCUGUGUUCAAGUUGAGAUCACAGGUACAAAUGAAGCCUAACUAGUAACCUACAAAAUAUAUGCACUAGAAGCUAUGGCAGUGGUUCAAAGUUAGAAAGAUGAUUAGUAUAUUCAUUUUUAUCGACUGUAGCACUUUAUGAUGCUUAUGGAAAUAUUCUUAGUAAAUUAUUCAAUCAAAUAAAUUUUACAUGAGGGUUUUACUAA